AUGAAUAUCUCACAGCCCGUCGCUUCCUCCGUGGAAAGCGUCGAGUUCACGUUCUUGUCGGCCGAAGAGAUCCGGUCCAUGUCGGUCCGUCGGAUCGAAAAUGAGAGCACCUUCGACACGCUGCUGAAUCCUGUCCCUGGUGGUCUCUAUGACCCUGCUCUGGGCUCCUGGGGAGAUGCGCUAUGCACGACGUGUAACCUGGGCCAGCUACUUUGCCCUGGCCACCCGGGCCAUAUCGAGCUGCCGGUGCCGGUGUACCACCCCGUAUUCAUGGACCAGGUACUACGUCUCCUUCGAGCCGAAUGUGUCUAUUGCCACCGUUUCAGGCUGAGGGCCAAGGACCUCAACCGCUACGUGUGUAAGCUCCGUCUUCUGCAGCACGGCCUCCUCCACGAAGCUCGCCAUAUCGACGCCAUUGGCGAGGAUAAUCUCGGCCUUGACAUCCCGGGUGUGUCACAGGAUCACAUCUCCGAGGCAGGUGAUGAUCUCGACGCUGCAGUCGACGGCGCGAUCCGUGCCAGGAACGCAUAUGUUCACAACGCAAUCAUGAGCCACCAGAUCAGCCUAGGCGACAUUCGCAAAGGGAAGCAUGAAGGCGCGUCGGAAAUGAGACGAGAGCUCGUCAAAGAGUUCCUCAAGGAAGUGGUUGCAAGCAGGCAAUGUGCAAGCUGCUCUGGCAUUUCCCCUUCUUACAGAAAAGACCGUUUCGUCAAGAUCUUCGAGAAACCCUUGACGCCAAAGGAACAGGCUAAGAUGGCAGCCGGCCGCUUCAAGCUCCGCGAUGCGUUGUCUCUUCGUCAAAAACCCAAGCAAGCGCCGUCCGGAUAUCAUUCCGACGAAGCCAUUGCCGACGUUGAUCAAGCAUCCUCAGAUGACGCUGAGACCGACGGGACAGAGGAGAGCGAGGAUGGCGAAGACCUCGAUGAGGAUGGGAACAUAGUGAAGCAGCCUCCGGACAACUCGACACGCAACGUGGACAAAAUCCCGCCCAGGCACCGAUACAUCAGCGCCCAGGAGGUCCUUGAAAGGCUGAGGCUUCUUUUCGACAAAGAGCAGGAGAUCUUGCAUUUGGUAUACAAUUCCAAGCCAGUGUUGAAAAAAACUUUCAGGGUCACGCCCGAGAUGUUUUUCCUUCAGACCAUCCUUGUGCCGCCGAAUCGGUACCGACCGGAAGCCCGCACCGGCGACUCUCAGAUUGCCGAGGCAUCCCAGAAUUCUCUCUACAAGAUGAUCAUGAGGGCAUCGCUCAAGGUUGCCCAGAUAUCCCGCGAAAUCACUGGGGAGAGCCUCGAUAGAGCCGAGAGGCUUGGUGCACGACAGCCUCGGGACAUUACUGCUCUCCACGAAGCAUGGACGGAAUUGCAGGAUUGUGUCAAUUCGCUCAUCGACAGGAAUAAGAACCCGGUGCAAGGCCAAGCUGCCAAGCGCAACGAGGAGGGUAUAAAGCAGAAGCUCGAGAAGAAGGAGGGGCUGUUUAGAAAGAACAUGAUGGGCAAGCGUGUCAACUACGCCGCUCGGAGUGUCAUCUCGCCUGAUCCCAAUAUCGAGACGAAUGAGAUUGGUGUGCCUCCAGUCUUUGCGCGAAAACUCACCUAUCCCGAGCCAGUGACGAGUCACAACUUCAAGGACCUUCAACAGGCAGUUAUCAACGGCGUCGAUAAGUGGCCUGGCGCGUCAGGCAUCGAGAACGAGAAUGGUCAGAUAAUCAAUCUGCGGACCAAGUCAUUGGAGGACCGUGUCUCUCUCGCGAACCAGCUGCUUGCGCCGACAAACAACAACUUCAGUGGCAUGCGAAACAAGAAGGUUCAUCGACACCUGACCAACGGUGAUGUUGUCCUCAUGAACCGUCAGCCAACUCUACACAAACCUUCCAUCAUGGGCCACCGCGUCCGCGUUUUGCCGGGUGAGAAAACCAUCCGCAUGCACUACGCCAACUGCAACACAUACAAUGCGGACUUUGACGGAGACGAAAUGAACAUGCACUUUCCGCAAAAUGAGGUUGCCCGAGCGGAAGCGCUCCAACUCGCGGACACCGACCAUCAGUACCUCUCCGGCACGGCUGGAAAGCCUCUGCGAGGUCUCAUCCAAGAUCACUUGUCUGUGUCCGUUGCUCUCUGCAACAAGGACACCUUCUUCGACAAAGGGUCCUACCAACAGCUUAUCUAUAGCGCACUCCGUCCAGAAAGCGGCCACAUCACCGGCGAGAGAAUAGAGCUACUCCCUCCUGCCAUCAUCAAGCCUGUUCCGCGAUGGACAGGCAAGCAAAUCAUCUCGACCAUUUUGAAGAACACGAGACCUAAAGGCUCUGGGGAUCUGUGGAUGACUGGCAAGACUCAGAUUCCCGCUGACAGAUGGGGGGCGCACUCUGAGGAGUACCAUGUCCUUUUCCGAGAUGGUCAGUUUAUCACUGGCAUUCUGGAUAAGUCCCAACUGGGUCCUAGUUCAGGCGGCUUUGUCCAUUCCGUGCACGAGGUCUACGGCCCUGCUGUUGCUGGAAAGCUGCUGAGCAGCAUGGGUAGGCUCCUGACCAAGUAUCUGAACAUGCGCGCGUUUAGUUGCGGGAUGGAUGACCUGCGGCUUACCCCCGAGGGCGAGGCAAACCGAAAGACUCGGCUCGAGGCCGCCAGUCAGGUUGGGCUCCGUGUUGCCGCCAGCUAUGUGUCCUUGGACGCACAGAAUGUCACGUCUUCUGAUCCUGGACUCCUGGAGAGGCUUGAGGAAGUCAUGCGGGAUGAUAGCAAGCAGGAGGGGUUGGAUAUGCUGAUGAAUAGCGCCAGUGGAGAUGUAUCCAGCAAAGUCACCAAGACCUGCCUCCCCCUGGGUCUGGAAAAGCAAUUCCCGAAGAACCAGAUGCAGGCCAUGACUGUCUCUGGCGCAAAAGGAGGCCUCGUCAAUGCCAACCUCAUCUCAUGCAAUCUCGGCCAACAGGUCUUGGAGGGAAGGAGGGUGCCUCUCAUGGUCAGCGGCAAAUCUCUACCAUGCUUCCCUGCCUUCGACACGGAUGUCCGAGCUGGCGGCUACAUUGUCAGCCGCUUUCUCACAGGUAUCAGGCCACAAGAGUACUACUUCCAUCACAUGGCUGGCCGCGAAGGAUUGAUCGAUACGGCUGUCAAGACAUCACGAUCAGGCUACCUGCAGCGGUGCCUGAUCAAAGGUAUGGAGGGCCUCGAGGUUGCCUACGAUACUUCUGUACGAGACUCGGAUGGUACACUAGUGCAGUUCCUGUAUGGAGAGGACGGUCUGGAUGUCACCAAGCAGAAGUAUCUGACGGACUUUGGGUUCCUGCUGAACAAUCUGGGUUCCCAGUUGUCUUACGUCAAAUUUACGGAUCCUCAAACGAACACGCUAUUUGACCACAGAGACGAGUUCAUGAAGCAGAUGAAGAACCGGAUCAAGAAGGCCAGGAUCUCACCCGCCCUGGCUCCAUUGAAUUCAGAAGUCAAUGUCGUGAGACACGCAUUUGCCACUUCAGAGAAGUAUUUCGAGACGAUGACCCAAUACGUCAAGGACAACAAGGACGGCCUGAUAAAAGAGAAGGGUGACAAGCAAGGCGGCACCCAGGGCAAACCCCGAAUGGGUAAAAAAGCAGUGGAGAAGGUGUUUGUGGCGAAGUAUCUGCGAUCGCUCGUCGAACCCGGCGAGGCGAUUGGUAUAGUCGCAGGGCAGUCUGUUGGUGAACCUUCGACACAGAUGACGUUGAACACGUUCCACUUGGCGGGACACUCUGCCAAGAACGUCACUCUGGGUAUCCCCCGGCUCCGAGAGAUUCUCAUGACGGCGAGUGCGCAUAUAUCGACCCCUGCCAUGACCCUCUAUCUCAACGAGGAGCUCUCGGCGGAGGACGGACAAAGGUUCGCUAAGUCAAUCAGCGUGCUUCCGCUGUCGCAUGUCCUUGAUAAGGUCACCGUCCGAGAGAGAGUCGGCAAGGGUAAAGGGUACGCCCUUGCUAAAAUGUUUGAUGUUCGGCUCAAGUUUUUCCCCUCGAACGAAUACACGCAGGCAUAUGCCAUAGUCAAAGCCGACGUUCUGGCCACGGUGGAAAAGAAGUUGCUACCAAACUUACGCAAGCUCCUUGACAAGGAGAUGAAGCAGCGACAAGGAGGUAAAGACAGCGCCGCUAUGCCCGAAGUCGGAGUGAAAUCAGGUGUCGUCGAGAUGGCUAGUACCAAUGCAGACGAGAACGCAGCUUUUGAUGAGGAUGGUGACGACGACGAAGGCGACGACGACGCGACCAAUGCCAAACAGCGCCAGAAUCGGACAGAAGCUGUUUCGUAUGGGCCAAAUGACGAUGAGGACGAUGCGAUUCAGAAGAGGAUGGAGCAGGAAGCAACCUCUGACGAUGAAGAGCUGCCCGAGGAUGAGGGGUUCGUUGGUAGUCCCCAGUCUCCCAGGGAAAAUGACGACUUCGAGGAUGAAGGCGCGGGCAAAACGUCGGACAGAGCCCAGUCAAGAGAAGCACGAGUCAAAAACAACAACCCACACGUGUCCCAAUUCCGCUGCGACGAGGCACGAGGGGAGUGGUGCGAAUUCACACUCGAAUUCGCCGUUACCAUGCCCAAGAUUCUCAUGCUGAACAUUGUUCAGGAUGCAGUGCGCAAGUCGCUGGUGCAGCAGAUUGACGGCAUAGGCUCGUGCACCUUUGUGCCAGACGAGAAGACCACGGACCCGCGGACAGGUCUCGAAUACCUGGCCGCCGUGGUCCAUACCCAGGGCGCCAACAUCCGGGCUAUGCAGAGGUACGGCGACUACCUAAACCCUAACCGAAUUUCAACGAACGACAUCGUCGCUGUCCUCAACAUCUACGGCGUCGAAGCCUGUCGGAGCAACAUUAUUCGUGAGUUGAGCAACGUGUUCCAGUCGCACGGCAUCGGUGUAGAUAACCGCCAUCUCAAUUUGAUCGGCGAUUACAUGACGAGGAACGGAGGUUUCACGCCAUUCAACCGCAUGGGCCUGAGCGGCAACGUCAGCCCGUUUACCAAGAUGAGCUUUGAGACGACUCUGGCCUUCUUGAAAGACGCGGUCUUGGAUGGCGAUUGGGACGACCUCACGACACCCAGCAGUCGGCUGGUGAUGGGUAGGCUCGGCAAAACAGGCACAGGCUCCUUCGAUGUCUUGACGCAGGUCCCGACGGAACAUUACGACUCUAUGCACCUCCGCCAAUCCGCAGUGACGCAGUCGUGA
Messenger RNA from Thyridium curvatum, 5181 nucleotides. RefSeq lists its product as uncharacterized. The transcript has 2 exons. Gene Ontology annotation, biological process: DNA-templated transcription. Gene Ontology annotation, cellular component: RNA polymerase I complex. NCBI's taxonomy places the organism in Eukaryota, Fungi, Ascomycota, Sordariomycetes, Thyridiales, Thyridiaceae. Bases 1 to 5181 code for a protein of 1726 amino acids. The record is from RefSeq and is a predicted model, not a curated record. Gene Ontology annotation, molecular function: DNA-directed RNA polymerase activity; DNA binding.